This is a messenger RNA of Dothidotthia symphoricarpi CBS 119687, 3697 nucleotides long. Its product is annotated as Suf-domain-containing protein. Lineage: Eukaryota; Fungi; Ascomycota; Dothideomycetes; Pleosporales; Dothidotthiaceae. The transcript has 4 exons. Gene Ontology annotation, molecular function: protein binding; mRNA binding. The coding region runs from base 198 to 3401 and encodes 1067 amino acids. Gene Ontology annotation, biological process: mRNA 3'-end processing. Gene Ontology annotation, cellular component: nucleus. The record is from RefSeq and is a predicted model, not a curated record.
CCCGUGCGAGUGGAGGCGUGGACGCACCUUUUGUUCGCUCGCGCGACUCCGCACGCUCUUUCCUGGGACUGCCUACGCGACAAAGCAAUCCGUUGUUUGCGACACGCCAUCUCUACACAAACCGUAUACAGCAUCUCCAUCCACCCCGGCCGUGUCCAUUCUGACAAUACAGCGUAGUCUGUCUUUGAUUUGCAGCCAUGGCUGACGACGCUGAGCUCGCCUUCCUGCAGGGCCAGACCGAGUAUGACCCAACGGCCACCUGGUCAAUGACUGACGCGCAGGAGCCCGCCGCCGAUGACGACGACGACGACGACGAGUACGAUCCGACCAACACAUACUCUCCGCACGUCUCCGACCAGUCUGCGUCGAUGCCCGAGUCUGCGGUCAACUCACCUCCGCCAGCCGAGAACAACGGCGACCAAGUGUCGAUGCCGAUGCACGCCGUCGUCUCUACCGAGGCUUCUGCCGCCCCGACGCCGACACUGGCGAAGCAGCCGCGCACCGUGGGUGGGUUUGUUGUCGAGAGCGAGGACGAGGAAGAGGAGCCUGUCGCGCAGCCGAAGACGGCGGGUGCCUCGUUAUCGAGUGCUUCGAGCACGGCAGAAGCACCGCAGCGUUCAUUUACAAUCUCUCCAAACAAUACACUUCCCACUCCAGAUGUACAGUUACAUAGUGCACAAGAUCAGGGUCCUGCAUCCGUCUUCUCUGCUUCUGUCGCUGCCAAUGAGCCUUCUCUCUCUCUUGCUUCCACUGUUCCUAAUGGCAGUACGCCUGCCCCAGACGCUGCUGUGCCAGGUGCUCCAGACUUCUUGAACGCCGCCUCUGCGCGCCAGUCCGCAGCUCCAGCCACACCUGCUCCCACUUCUUCUUCGCUCCCGAAGCCGCGUCUUCCUCAGGACCGCAUUGGCAUCCUCGAAGAUCGCGUUGCUGAAGACCCACGUGGUGACGUCGAAGCGUGGCAGAAUCUAAUUGAGGAGCACCGCAGGCGACACAAGAACGAUGAAGCACGAGCUGUUUACGAACGCUUCUUCAAGGUUUUCCCCACAGCGGGCGAGAAGUGGAUCGAGUUCAUCCACUUCGAGACGGAGCUUGACGAACUGCAAAAGGUAGAGGUCUUGUUCGCUCGGUCUGUACCGCUAGCCCCUUAUGUCGCGCUCUAUUCGGCUUACAUCGACUUCAUUCGUCGUCGUUACAAUCUGACCACUGACUCAAACGGCACAAACCGCCAAAUCAUCACCCAAGCAUACGAGUUUGUACUUGAGCAGGUCGGCAUCGACGUGAGCGCUGGGAAGCUCUGGCUGGAUUACAUUGAGAUGCUCAAGACGGGCCCCGGCGUCCUUGGAGGCAGCAGUUGGCAAGACAUGCAGAAGAUGGACACGGUUCGAAAAGUUUAUCAACGUGCCGUUUCGAUUCCCCAUGGAGCUACAUUGGAGAUCUGGCGCGAGUACGACAGGUUCGAGAUGAACUUGAACAAGGUUACUGGUCGCAAGAACCUCCAGGAGAAGUCACCUUCAUACAUGACCGCACGAAGCGCCAUCAAUGUUCUCGACAACAACAUCACUCGAGAUGUCGACCGGACCACGAUACCGAAACUGCCGCCCGCGAACGGAUUCGACGGCCACGAGGAGUAUAUGAAACAAGUCCAGGUAUGGAAGAACUGGAUUCAAUGGGAGAAGAGCGACCCAGUUGAAUGCGCAGCCGACGACCGAGCUCUUUACAACAAGCGCGUCCUUCAUAUCUACAAAAAUGCGCUCAUCCCCCUCCGCUUUUGGCCUGAGCUGUGGUUUGAUGCCGCGGAGUGGUCUUUUGACAAUGGCUUACCAGACGAAGGUAGCAAGUUCUUGAGCGAGGGAAUUGACGCCAAUCCUGAGAGCUGCCUCCUGGCUUUCAGGAAGGCACAUCAGGUGGAGCUGCGCAAUGACUUCGAGGACGGCCAACCGGGCCUUGUUGCCAAAGGCAAGGCUGUUCGAGAGCCGUAUAUGAGGGUUCUGGACACUCUGUACGACCUUACCGACCAGACCAAGAAGCGUCAAGAGCACUCAGUUGCGCGAGCGAGAGAGGCUUUCGAAGCACAGAAAAAGGCUGACGAAAGCGCUCGGGCUAUUGCUGAGAGGAAUUCGGACGAUGUUGAUGAAGAGAAUGAAGCUGAAGCUACGAAGCGUUCAAAAGAGAAGGAUGACGCAUUCAAUGCUCAGGUGCAGGCCAUCUCUGCAGGCUACAACGCGCAAAUGCAUAUUCUUAAGAAGACUCUCACUUAUGCGUGGAUUGCUCUGAUGCGAGCCAUGCGCCGCGUACAAGGCCAAGGUACGCCCGGCGCAGACGUAUCUGGUUUCCGAGGCGUUUUUAAAGAUGCCCGAAAGAAGGGCAAGCUGCUCAGCGAGGCCUACGUCGUGAGUGCCCUCAUUGAACAUCAUUGUUAUCAAGAUCCAGCUGCCAGCAAAAUUUUCGAGCGUGGUAUGAGGCUCUUCCCAGAGGAUACACAGUUUGCAUUGGAGUACAUCAAGCACCUGAUCAAACUGAACGAUUCGACAAAUGCGCGCGCGGUGUUCGAGACCAUAGUCGGAAAAGUCAUCGCUAAGGCAGAGAACAUCGCCAAAGCAAAACCGUUGUUCCUGUUCUUCCACGAAUACGAAUCGCAGUUCGGUGAAUUGGCCCAAAUCACAAAGAUCGAGCAGCGCAUGGCUACACUGUUCCCCGAGGAUCCUCAAUUGCACCGCUUCUCACAGCGAUUUGCCGACCCGACAUUCGACCCUAUGACAGUCCGUCCGGUUAUCUCACCGAGGACUCAGAUGAGGCCAGUGAUGCCGGCAAUGCCGGGGAUGCCGGGGAUGCCAGGGAUGCCUAACAUUAUGAAUUCCAUUGAGGAGCAGCCUCUGCCCGCUGUACCACCGCAAGUCCAAGCUCAAGAGCAACGCCAUGCUUCACCCGGGCUACUCAAUUCACCACAUCUAAACAACAUGCUUCCCGUCGUCAACUCACCAAAACGACCUCUGGAAGAUACCGACGACAACGUGCAACCUCGUAAACUCGCUCGCGGUGAGUCUCCACUCAAGGGCGCAGCAGGUCGACGCCUCGACGCAGCGCGCCGCAAUUUGGCGGCAAAUGGUAGCACGCCUGUAGGACCUCCCCAAGGUCCCGCCCCUAUUGCGAAAGAGAUCACUUUUUUGCUGAGUAUCAUUCCCUCGGCACAUACGUACAGGGAGACACGUUUCAAGCCGGAGGCUAUGGUCAACAUGCUGCGCAACAUCGCUAGUAUUCCUAUUCCCACGCUCGCGGGGCAUCAGGGUUUGCAGCCCCAGCGCUACGGCACAACACCUACGACAGCACAGCAGUUGCUGAGUAUCCAGGAAAAGUAUGGAAAUGGGGGACAUCCUGCGCCGCAUAAUGCGUGGGGGCCUUGAUAAGCUCUUGUUUCACGGAGCUGCAUAUGGUAGUUGAAAUUUAAGACGCGGCUUCAGAAGCACUGUGUGUGCAUGGCGACGCAGUGCGAGCUGCAGCAUUUGCAUGGGUUGGCGUUUAUUCUCACCUCACACAACAAAAUUCUUGGCCCAGAUCUGUAGCGGCAGGUGUAAAUCCUGGUCGAUCCAGAUCUGUGGUAUUAGUAUCGGAUUGGAAAUGUUUGACUUCGGUCUCUCAGCGUGGCGUUUGGUUCGUUGCUGUCUCGUCAGACAUCGGAGGGUCAGGCUCUUUGUAAUAU